UUGGCUCGCCGUACUCCGAACCAGACCAGAUCUCAACGUACUCCCUCUCAGAUCCCAAUUCCCAAAUGCCCUCGCAGUCGUAGCUACACCCCGACCGGCCGACCCCGCGCGCUUGCUCGGAUCCAUGGGCGGGCUCAGAGCAGCGUCGCCGUCGGGCGCGGGUGCCGGAGCCGACGCGGGAGCGGGAUCGGGCCCCGGGGCGCCACGCCUGGCGAUGGCGUGCGUGCUGGCGUCCGAGGUCGCCACGGUGCUCGCCGUCAUGCGCCGCAACGUCCGCUGGGCGGGCGUCCGCUACGGCGGCGGCGGCGGCGGCGCGGGCGACGACGAGCACCUCGACCACCCGCUUGUCGCGGGGCUCAAGGCCCUCCGCCGCCGCGCCGCCGCGUGGGCCCACGGCCGCUGGGCGGGCGUCGAGCCGCUCCUCUACCUCCGCCCCUUCCUCGACGUCGUCCGCUCCGACGAGACCGGAGCGCCUAUCACGGGCGCUGCGCUCUCGUCCCUGCACAAGAUCCUUACCCUCGACCUCGUCGAGCCCGGCGCGCCCGGCGUCGCCGAGGCCAUGGGCGCCGUCGUCGACGCCGUCACGGCCUGCCGCUUCGAGGUCACCGACCCGGCGUCCGAGGAGGCCGUCCUGGCGCGAGUCCUGCAGGUGCUUCUCGCCUGCGUGCGCGGCCGCGCGGCGCCGGCGCUGGCCAACCGCCACGUCUGCGCGAUCGUCAGUACCUGCUUCCGCGUUGUGCAGCAGGCUGGAACCAAGGGGGAGCUUCUGCAGCGUGUCUCCCGCCAGACAAUGCAGGAGGUUAUCCGCUGUGUUUUUGCCCGUCUUCAGGACAUUGAUGUCACCGUGUUUCCCGACGAGCAGGCAAGUGGUUGCAAUAACCGAGGUUUGGGAGCUGAUGAGACGGAGAAUGGGAAGAGUGAUUUUGUGUGCUUGAACAGCUCUGGUGACGAGGUGGGGGAUGGAUCUGGAGUUGUGCAAGACAAAGCCAUGAUGGAGCCAUUUGGAGUUCCUUGUAUGGUGGAGAUAUUGCAAUUCUUGUGCUCCCUCUUGAACAUAGCAGAAGAUAUUGAUGUGAACCCAAAGAUGAAUCCAAUUGACUUUGAUGAGGAUGUACCACUCUUUGCUCUGGGGUUGAUUAAUUCAGCUAUUGAGUUGUCGGCUUCGUCUAUACACAGACACAAAAAUCUGAUGGCUUUUGUACAGGAUGAAUUGUUCCGCAAUCUAAUGCAUUUUGGCUUGUCAAUGAGCCCCUUGAUCCUGUCGACAGUGUGCAGCAUUGUUUUCACUCUCUUUUACCAUCUGCGCCAUGAACUUAAGUUGCAAAUAGAGGCUUUCUUCUCAUGUGUGAUCCUAAGAUUAGCACAGAGUAGAUAUGGUGCAAGUUAUCAGCAGCAAGAAGUUGCCCUGGAGGCUCUAGUGGAUUUUUGCCAGCAGAAAGAGUUUAUGGCUGAGAUGUAUGCGAACAUGGACUGUGAUUUACAGUGCUCAAAUAUUUUUGAAGAGAUAGCUAACCUUCUGUCUAAGAGUGCAUUUCCUGUGAACAGUCCUUUGUCGGCCUUAAAUGUGCUUGCUUUGGAUGGUUUGGUUGCUGUCAUUCGGGCAAUGGCCGAGCGGAGUGUUAGUGCACCUCAACAUCAUGAGCAAACAGUGCCAGAAAUAAGUGAAUAUUUUCCUUUCUGGCAGUUGAAGUGUGAGAGCGGUAAUUAUCCGGAUCAGUGGGUUAAAUUUGUUCACCAGCAAAAAAGCAUCAAGAGAAAGCUAAUGGUUGGUGUUGAACAUUUCAAUAGGGAUAAAAAGAAGGGUUUUGAAUACCUGCAAGGUGUUCAUCUUUUGCCCGAAAAACUUGAUCCGCACAAUGUUGCUCUAUUCUUCCGGUACACGCCUGGGUUGGACAAGAAUCUUCUUGGGGACUACCUGGGUAAUCAUGAUGAGUUCUCUAUUAGGGUUCUUCAUGAAUUUGCUAGAACCUUUGACUUCAAGGAGAUGAAUUUGGAUGCUGCCCUAAGGCUAUUCUUGGAAACUUUCCGGCUGCCUGGUGAGUCGCAGAAAAUACAGAGAAUUCUUGAGGCCUUUUCUGAACGAUACUAUGAACAGUCACCCCAAAUGUUUGUCAAUAGAGAUGCAGCUCUUGUGUUAUCAUAUUCUGUAAUCAUGCUCAAUACCGAUCAACAUAAUGUGAGGGUUAAGAAGAAGAUGACGGAGGAAGACUUUAUUAGAAACAAUCGCCGCAUAAAUGGAGGGAAUGAUCUUCCGAGGGAGUUCUUGAAAGAGCUUUAUUAUUCUAUUUGCCGUAAUGAAAUCAGAACCAUUCCUGAGCAAGGAGCUGGUUGUUCUGAGAUGUCUUUCAGCCGUUGGGUUGAUCUGAUGUGGAGGUCUAAGAGAACAUCAAUGUAUAUUGCCUGUGAUUCCUACCCCUUUCUUGAUCAUGAAAUGUUCUCUGUCAUGGCUGGACCGACAGUUGCUGCUAUUUCUGUGGUCUUUGACAAUGUUGAUCAUGUGGAAGUUCUUACAGGAUGCAUUGAUGGUUUUCUGUCGGUGGCAAAACUGGCUUCAUUCUAUCACCAUGAUGAUGUGCUGAAUGAUCUUGUUGUGGCACUGUGUAAGUUCACCACUUUGUUGAGCAGUUCCUACAUUGACGAUCCUGUAACAGCUUUUGGGGAGGAUACCAAGGCUAGAAUGGCAACAGAGGCUGUUUUCACUAUAGCAACUACUUAUGGUGAUCACGUAUGCAGUGGGUGGAGGAACAUAGUAGAUUGCAUUUUAAGAUUGCAUAAGAUAGGCCUUCUUCCUGGUCGCCUCACUGGUGAUACAUCUGAUGAUCAGGAAUCCACUUCAGAUUCGUUGCCCAGCAAGCUUGCUUCUUCAUCUCCUCCUCAAGUUUUGCCAAUUAGCACUCCUCGGAAAAGUUAUGGGCUGAUGGGGAGGUUCAGCCAACUACUGUACUUAGAUGCUGAAGAACCAAGGUCCCAGCCAACUGAGGAGCAACUAGCCGCACAGAGGAAUGCUUCAGAGACUGUGAAGAAGUGCCAAAUAGGUACCAUCUUCACUGAGAGCAAAUUCUUGCAAGCUGAUUCGCUCUCAAAUCUGGCAAGAGCCCUCAUUCAGGCUGCAGGCCGACCUCAGAAGAUUACCAGCGCACUUGAUGAUGAAGGUGUAGCUGUUUUCUGCUUAGAGCUUCUAAUUACUGUCACAUUAAACAACAGAGACAGGAUUGUUCUUUUGUGGCAGGAUGUUUAUGAGCACAUAACCCAUAUCGUCCAGUCCACGGUGAUGCCCUGCAAUCUAGUAGAGAAGGCUGUUUUUGGUCUCUUGCACAUCUGUCAGAGGUUGCUUCCUUAUAAGGCAAACCUGGUAGAUGAUUUACUAAGGUCAUUGCAGCUGAUUUUGAAACUCGAUGCCCGUGUAGCUGAUGCCUACUGUGAGAACAUUACCUUGGAAGUAACACGUCUUGUCAAGGCAAAUGCGACCCAUAUUAAAUCCCAGAUGGGCUGGAGAACUAUUAUUUCCUUGCUCUGCAUCACUGCGCGCCAUCCUGACGCUUCUGAUGCAGGGUUUGAAGCUCUGGUUUUUGUCAUGUCAGAGGGAGCACAUCUGUCACCUGCCAACUUCAUCCUCUCUGUGGAGGCCUCAAGGCAGUUUGCAGAAUCUCGGCUCGGAUCUGCUGAAAGAUCUAACCAUGCUUUAAACCUAAUGGCAGAUUCUGUGAACUGCCUUACGCGGUGGUCACGAGAGGUUAGAGAAGCUGGUGGAGACGCAGACAGGAUAUUGGAAGGAAUUGCAGAGAUGUGGCUGCGGCUAGUGCAGGCUCUACGAAAGGUGUGCACGGAUCAAAGGGAAGAAGUGAGGAACCAUGCGUUGUUAUCAUUGCACAGAUGCUUAGUAGUUGAUGGAAUAUUAGUUUCAUCUUCAACAUGGUUGAUUGCAUUUGAUAUUAUUUUCCAGUUGCUUGAUGAAUUGUUGGAAAUUGCUCAGAGUUACUCACCAAAGGAUUUCAGAAACAUGGAGGUGUCUCUCUUGCAUGCUGUAAAACUGUUAUGCAAGGUGUUUUUGCAGUCACUUAAAGACCUCUCAGCGCAGGUCAGUUUUGGUAAGCUGUGGUUGGAAGUCCUUGACAUGAUAGAGAAGUUCAUGAAAGUCAAAGUGAGAGGGAGGAGGACUGAGAAGUUACAAGAGGCUAUCCCAGAGCUACUCAAGAACAUACUGAUGGUGAUGAAAGCGAGUGGGGUCCUGUCAAAGGCAAGCACAGGUGAAAACAGUUUGUGGGAAGCAACAUGGCUGCAAGUUAACAAGAUUGCCCCCUCACUACAAUCAGAAAUUUUUCCUGAUAAUGAGGUUGACAGCACAACUGGUGAAGAAAACAAAUUGGAUACUCCAGCGCAAUCUGACCAAAGCGCUGAUCAAUAGGUUAUUACACAUUCUCCCAUACAGUCAAGUUAGUUGAGCUGCAGCUGGAUCUUUCAAGGGAGGAUUACCUUUCAAUUUUUUUGUUCCAAAGUUAUACACAAAUGCGUGGCAGUGCUGUCAGGGAACAUUAGGGAGAGUAAGCUGGUAUAUUGUAAUAUUCUUAGUUAUAUAUUAUUUUGUUACUGACAAGGUUGUUGGUUUUGGGCUUUAUUGUUGCAACUCUGAAGUUGUAUGAUAUGUAUAUCGUUGCACGAUGAUAUGCGUUAGCCUUGGGGAAUCGAUGAUUUUGGCUGUUCAUUGUUAUGAUCACUCUGCACCUGUGUACUGUGAAAGAUUGUUUAUAGCAGUAGAUCCGAGGGUUUUCCCUUGCUA
Messenger RNA from Panicum virgatum (switchgrass), 4777 nucleotides. Its product is annotated as ARF guanine-nucleotide exchange factor GNOM-like. Lineage: Eukaryota; Viridiplantae; Streptophyta; Magnoliopsida; Poales; Poaceae. The record is from RefSeq and is a predicted model, not a curated record. Gene Ontology annotation, biological process: regulation of ARF protein signal transduction. The transcript has 2 exons. The coding region runs from base 125 to 4405 and encodes 1426 amino acids. Gene Ontology annotation, molecular function: guanyl-nucleotide exchange factor activity.